AUGGGCGAGGUGGAGGUGCAGGUGGAGGUGCACGUGGAGGGGGGCUUGGAGGGAGGGUGGUGGCUGGUUGGCAACGACGAUGACAUUCCCCACGCCCUCACCGGCUUCAGUCUUUUGAGCAGGGUGCGGCUGCUGCCCAGUGGGGGUCCCGACUCGGUCGUGCGGUACAUGAACUCGCUGUACCGCACGAAUCGCAGGGAGGAAGCAGGGGAGGCUGUCAACAUCAUGGGUAUCAUACCCGGGCUGCCACUCGAUGCCAGACAUGUCGGCGAGAUCUCCCAGUACCUGCCAGACAUACGGGUGGGAGGGGGGUUCUGGGGGGUCAUCAUGCAGCUGGGUCGAGGGGAGAGGGUGGGCGACCUGGCCUUUAGGAAGUACUUCACUUCUCCCCAACACCGAAAUGGGCCCACGUACGUACGCAAGAAAGAGAACAGCACCCUGUGUGUUGGCGGGAAGAUAUGUCCCCUGUGUGUGCUUAUUUGCAGCAUUCUGCUCUCGAUCUAUGCUGCUGCGUUGGCCAUCAGCGCCGAUCCGCUCCCUCGCCCCUCCCCCUCCCUCUCCCCCUCACCAUCAGCGUCAGCAUCAGCAUCAGCAUCAGCAUCAGCCUCGGCAUCAGCAUCAGCCUCGGCAUCAGCAGCAUCCCCGCCGCAGACACUGCAGCCCGCCGGGCCAUCCCCGUCACGCAGCGGCGCACCAGGCACGUCAUCUGACCCUCCCAGUGAGGCCCCCAGAUCGGUCAACGCCACGCCAUCGACCGACAGGGACCCCAUGAGGGUCUACGUGUUGGGUGUGGGCGGGAUCGGUAGCUUGGGGGGGAUCGGUAGCUACGCCAUACGCGACGGCACAACUCCUUCGUGCCUGUCACCGGUAAGGAAGCACAGCACGGACGGCCAGAUGUGAUUGAUGCGAUGCACACAUCCACUCACAAUUCUGUUGUUGUGUUUUGUGUGUCUGUCUGUGCAGGACAUGCAGUUCAUCUGGCGACUCAAGACGCAGCGAGAGGACGGGACGCUCAGCGAUGGGGUCACCGGUCAGGCUGCCAAGGAGUUCGUGGACGGCAUCGCCACUGACGACGCCAAGUGCAUGCAGUUCCUCAAGGAUGACCUCAUGUUCGCGGGCUUCGACCACAGCCAGGACUACUGGACCGGCACCAUGGCAGCACUGUCCUUCCUCUCGGGUCGGGCGGUCGUCCAGGAUGACCAGGACGACGGUGCAGAGGUCAGGACGACAGUGUCCGACAGGGAGAUCGGGCAGGACGUCCAAUGGCAGUUCGAGAUCGACGGCACCAAGCUCCACCACCUGCACCUGGCCGCCCAGCGAGACAGGGGCGCGGUGGCCGAGAGGGCAGGGGCGAGGGCGGGGGCGCAGGAGGGAGGCAGUCUCGAGGCCCUGGCCGAGUGCAUCUCUCGCGUCAGGGACGGGCAGCAGAGCUGGUUCAGCCUCGCCCGCCUGUACGUCACCGACGAGUCCGAGACCGUAGAAAACUUCGCCGACAGGCUGGCCGAGUGUUUCGGGGUGCAGAAGCUGCCAGCAGAAGGCGUGGACGCCGUCAUCGAGGGCCAGACGGACCGCAUCGACGCCGGCAAGACCAUCAUCUCGCAGCUGAUUGUGGCAGAUCCGCUGCAGAGGGGCACGCCGGCAGCGGAGGAGGUGCUGCGGCAGAUGACGAGCUUGAUCGAGGCGCGGCCCAUCAGGAUUCGCGACGAGAGGAUGCAGAUGCGGGCGAGGAAGGCUGGCUGGCCCCACAACCACUUCUAUGUGCGGCUACCCAGGUGGGUGAAUGGGUGGCGGGAUGGACGGAUGGAUGAAUGGAUGAGUGUGUAUCACCUCGUGUGUGUGUGUGUGUGCUGGGUUUGUUGCAGGGGAGGAACCAGAGGCGUCGGUGUGAUGGAUUGGUUGGGAGCGGGAGGACGGCUGGCUGGACAGGGGGUCGGAUGAUGGCUGGCAAACAGACAGACAGACAGACAGACAGAUAGACAGACGGACAGGCGGCCAGACUGGUUUGUAAUACGUACGUACGUCCAGACCAGACGUGUUUGUUGAUAGCAAGAUGGAGCUCCAUGAAUGCAGUGCAGCCCUCGAAAAGAGCCCACCUGAUUCCCGCCAAAAGAGUCCGGCGUCUUGACGGGUUCUUCUGCUGGGAGUAAAGCCAGAAGUGCUCAAUUGGAGAGAAGAACUUUGACAGAGAGAGCAAACGGCGCUUGCUCUUUCUGUGUGUACCUGUCCAAGCUCUUCUCUCCAACGUGAGCACUUCUGGCUCCCCUCCCAACAAUGUUAAUGGGAUUUGUGUGACUGCAUUCCAUUUAUGGAUGGCAUUGUGUGUAUGUAUGUAUGUAUGCAUCAAUCAAUCAUGCCAUGCGGUGUUGGUCAAACGGAAUGCAAUGAAUU
Molecule: messenger RNA, 2388 nt
Organism: Vitrella brassicaformis
Lineage: Eukaryota; Vitrellaceae
Source: the annotation of a GenBank genome assembly